Messenger RNA from Didymodactylos carnosus, 2171 nucleotides. The record is from the annotation of a GenBank genome assembly. NCBI's taxonomy places the organism in Eukaryota, Metazoa, Rotifera, Eurotatoria, Philodinida, Philodinidae.
AACAUCACUCUGCGCUCUGAGACUGAAUGACGCUUUAUUAAGCUAUAGGAGUAAGUGAUCACUGAUUGAAAUCGUCGGUCUGCUAUGAUGAAUCAUCUGAUUAGAAGUACUCGGACAAUCGACAAUCGUAUGAGCUGUCUCUCCGGUAGACUUUCGUCUCAUUAUCCCUGUUUGAUAUCCGAUGUUCAUUUGUUUAGGUUUCUCGACUAAAUGAAAGUUUUAAAAAGAAUAGAAUUUUUGCUGAAAAGUAACUACAGAAGAAAGACUAGUGAGCAGUUUUUUAGAACUUUUCCCGUCGUGGGAAGUUUUUCAUUCUUACAGAUAGACUCUGCACCUCUGUCGUUCGUAUUUUGAAAUGUCAUUUGGUUCUCGCGUAUUCUUCAUUUUAUUCUUUUACAAAUGGAUUUUUCGCCACUUUUUAGAUGACUGAUAUUCGUCAUCGUUCCACUAAUAAAUCGAAACCUCAAGAAGACGAUGCGACUGGUGAAUCGUACUUAAUGUCAGCUAAAACGGUCGGUGAAUCGUCUUCCGAACAAGAAAGUGAUGGUUCAGAUGACAGAGAUAAAGAACACCAACCUCUUCAUCAGCAAAUAUCAGAAAAUGAAAUCAUACUAGAGCGUUAUCCUUCAAAAUCAGCAACAUCUGACACAAAUCCACCAAAUAAACAAGAUUGGAGAAAAGAUCGUUCUUCAAUAUUAUUGUUACUAUUUUUGUAUCUUUUACAAGGAAUUCCGUUAGGUAUGGCAGCCUCAAUUCCGUUAAUUAUUCAAACAUUCGGUGCGUCUUGGUCACAGCAAGCUACAUUUUCAUUCGCUUUUUGGCCAUUUAGUUUGAAAUUAAUAUGGGCACCUAUUGUUGAUGCACUAUAUUUGAAAAGAUUUGGACGAAGAAAAACAUGGCUUAUACCCAUGCAGUAUUUAAUUGGUAUCACAAUGCUUAUACUCUCAUACAAUAUUACUAGUUUAGUAACAGCAGCAAAUACUUCUCAUUCACAUAUCUACUUAUUAACUGCCGUAUUUUUUGGCUUGUCAUUUCUUGCUGCAACUCAAGAUAUAUGUGUUGAUGGUUGGGCAUUAUCAAUGUUAUCGAGGUAUAAAAUGGGACAAACAGCCGGUUAUUUUCUUGGUAACGUCAUUUUUCUAUCAUUAGAAUCCAAAGAUUUUUCUAAUCGUUAUAUACGAAAAUUGUUUCUUCUACCUGAAGCCAAUCAUGGACUAGUCACACUACCAGGUUUUCUUUUCUUUUGGGGUUUUAUAUUUAUUAUCUCAACAACAUUCAUUGCUUUAUUUAAACAUGAAGAAGAUGAUACUGUACAUUCAGACGAACCGCAUUUUGGAAUUAUUGAAACAUAUAAAAUUUUAUUUAAAUUAUUAAAAUUAUCAUGUGUUCGCGAAAUAGCCAUUAUCCUAUUGACAGUCAAAAUAGGUUUUGCCGCUACAGAUUCUAUGACCGGUCUAGAACUAUUACAAAGAGGUGUAACAACAGAUUCUUUAGCCUUACUGGCAAUACCAUUAACACCAUUACAAAUUAUAUUACCGUUUAUUAUAUCUCGAUAUACAGCUGGUCCCAAACCAUUGCGAUUAUUCAUUAAUUCUUAUCCACCAAGAUUAUUGAUGGGUAUUAUAAUGGCAUUGUUCGUCUAUUUAACGCCAUACUUUCAGAAUUACAAUAAAACAUUUCCAUGGUAUUAUUAUGGUAUUGCAAUCGUUAUUUAUGCUAUACACCAAGUGUUUGUAUAUAAUAUGUUUGUAUCACAAAUGUCAUUUUAUGCGACAGUAAGUGAUCCAAAAGUCGGUGGUACAUACAUGACUCUUCUCAAUACGUUAUCAAAUCUGGGUACUGUAUGGAUAUCAACAGCCGUAUUGUAUGCUGCUGAUUAUUUAACAUGGAAAACAUGUUCAUUAAGUGAUACAAAAUGUUAUACUCCAGAAGAAGAGAAAAAAUGUCAAAUGUUAGGCGGUUUUUGUACACAUGCCCAUAUAGAUUCAUAUUACCUUGAGGUUAUAUUUUGUACGAUUGUUGGUAUUAUUUGGUUAUUAUGGAAAUAUCGUGCAAUUGACAGAUUACAAAACUUACCAGCUCGCGCUUGGCAAGUAAGAGAAAGUUAUAUUGCGUCAAUGAAUGAUGAUAGUGAUGAGAACUCGGACAAUUUAGCAAAUAAAACAGACUAG